This is a messenger RNA of Lithohypha guttulata, 993 nucleotides long. RefSeq names its product mitochondrial 54S ribosomal protein YmL41 (gene MRP20). NCBI's taxonomy places the organism in Eukaryota, Fungi, Ascomycota, Eurotiomycetes, Chaetothyriales, Trichomeriaceae. Gene Ontology annotation, cellular component: ribosome; mitochondrial large ribosomal subunit. The record is from RefSeq and is a predicted model, not a curated record. Gene Ontology annotation, molecular function: structural constituent of ribosome. Gene Ontology annotation, biological process: mitochondrial translation. The transcript is spliced from 2 exons. The coding region runs from base 1 to 993 and encodes 330 amino acids.
AUGCCGCGCGGUGCGAUACCAACACGAGUUCUGCCAAAGCUCUCAUCACUUCAGCAACGUCCAACAGUCAAAGUAUUCAGGAAACCCAAGAAGAGUAACGAACAAGUCGCUGCCGACGAAAAAGAUUCAGGAACCAUAUACAGGAGAGGCGCGCCUCUCUUCAAUGCCAAACGUAUAAUAGAAGGCUCUGGUGCUGCAUCUACACAAUCCAUCAGGAAACUCAAGGCAGAUCCAUUUGACCAGUCCUGGCGCAAAGACGUUUCCGAAGAUGUCUUACAAUUCGUCGAUGACAUGGAAGUUCAGGGCACCAAGCUACUACCAGAGGAACUACUACAGCUGAUCAGAGAUCCCGCAAAGUAUUUCAGCAGACCACAACACGUUCCUGAGUGUCUCAGGCAGCAGGUCUAUUUCCCUAAUUUCUCUGUAUGCAUCAAACGCAACAAGCAUCUGAGCCCCUAUUAUGCACAGUUCCAGGUCCCAUUAUGGUUCAACAAGCUCGACCUGAAAGCUUAUCUCAAAGACCUUUACAAUGUUGAUACCGUACACAUCAGAUCCUGGGUCACCCACGUACGGCCUGUAAGGCAAGACGUUCUUAACAAAUUCAGCCUGGCAGCAUACAAACAAUCACCAGCCAAGAAGGAAAUGAUAGCUCAGCUCGUCGACCCUUUCGUUUGGCCCGUAGCACCAGAAGAUAUCGACCGAACUCCAUUCUCGACCCAGCAAUUCCAGGACGUAGCCAAAGUACAAGAGGACGAGAGCAAGAAAACCUCCGACCUGUUCAAUAGUAUGCUCGACAGGAAACACAGAAAAUCCAUUGCAACGCAGGCUCAAGAAAUGCUCCAAGGCAAGAUUGCCUGGGGUCCAACAUGGCAGCAACUCGCCGAGACACGUCGUGCGAUGGCGGGCGCAGCCGAUACAUUACCUCCUUCUCAUUCUCCUCCUCCACCUCCUGCUGCUCCUAAGCGCACUCAAGAGUCGGGUAUUAGCAGAUAA